GGAUCUGCCUUUUUACGAAGAGAAGGGGGCGGAGGCCCUUCGGGGCUUUUGUGUCGAGUGGGCCGGGCCGCGAAGCUCGCACUUUAUUAAGGAGGCCAGCACCGGGGGGGUAGAGAAAUGCUCGGAGGCGACCUCCGGACGCUCGCUCGCUCGGGCAGCCAGGCAGCAGCCCGACUGGCAGGGUGCGCCGGGCCGGCCCACACGUGCGCGCUCCCCGAGUCGGCCCGAAGAUUUCCUCCUGAUGGCUGACUCUAAACCACUCUGCUCCCGUGACGGGGACCCCAUGGCUGCAGAAGCCUUGCUCCGGGAUGUGUUUGGGAUUAUUGUGGAUGAGGUCAUUCGGAAAGGGACCAGUGCCUCGGAGAAGGUCUGCGAGUGGAAGGAGCCCGAGGAGCUGAAGCAGCUGCUGGACCUGGAGCUGCGCAACCAGGGCGAGGCGUCGGAGCAGAUCCUGGCGCGCUGCCGGGCCGUCGUCCGCUACAGCGUCAAGACCUGUGGGUGCGGGGCCGCGGGGGGCUCUGGCCUGGGCGCAGCCUGGCGCUCAGCUCCGGCUCCUUCCCCAGGCCACCCGCGCUUCUUCAACCAGCUCUUCUCGGGGUGGGACCCGCACGCGCUGGCGGGGCGCAUCGUCACCGAGAGCCUCAACACCAGCCAGUACACGUAUGAAAUCGCCCCCGUGUUUGUGCUCAUGGAAGAGGAGGUGCUGAAGAAGCUCCGGGCCCUGGUGGGCUGGAGCUCCGGGGACGGGGUCUUCUGUCCGGGUGGCUCCAUCUCCAACAUGUAUGCUGUGAACCUGGCCCGCUAUCAGCGCUACCCGGACUGCAAGCAGAGGGGCCUGCGGGCCCUGCCGCCCCUGGCGCUCUUCACGUCGAAGGAGUGUCAUUACUCCAUCAAGAAGGGAGCUGCUUUUCUGGGACUCGGCACUGACAGUGUGCGAGUAGUCAAGACAGAUGAGAGAGGGAAAAUGAUUCCUGAGGAUCUGGAGAGGCAGAUCGGUCUGGCCGAGGCUGAGGGUGCUGUGCCAUUCCUGGUUAGUGCCACCUCUGGCACUACCGUGCUAGGGGCCUUUGACCCCCUGGAGGCAAUCGCUGACGUGUGCCAGCGUCAUGGGCUGUGGCUCCAUGUGGAUGCUGCCUGGGGUGGGAGCGUCCUGUUGUCACAGACACAUAGACAUCUCCUGGAUGGGAUCCAGAGGGCUGACUCGGUGGCCUGGAACCCCCACAAGCUGCUCACAGCGGGCCUGCAGUGUUCAGCUCUUCUUCUCCGGGACACCUCGAACCUGCUUAGGCGCUGCCACGGGUCCCAGGCCAGCUACCUCUUCCAGCAGGACAAGUUCUACGACGUGGCUCUGGACACUGGAGACAAGGUGGUGCAGUGUGGCCGCCGGGUGGACUGUCUGAAGCUGUGGCUCAUGUGGAAGGCGCAGGGCGGGCAAGGGCUGGAGCGGCGUGUCGACCAGGCCUUUGCCCUUGCCUGGUACCUGGUGGAGGAAUUGAAGAAGCGAGAAGGAUUUGAGUUGGUCAUGGAGCCCGAGUUUGUCAAUGUGUGUUUCUGGUUCGUGCCCCCCAGCCUGCGGGGGAAGCAGAAGUGCCCGGAUUACAGUGAAAGGCUGGCCAAGGUGGCCCCAGUGCUCAAGGAGCGCAUGGUGAAGGCGGGCUCCAUGAUGAUUGGCUACCAGCCCCACGGGACCCGGGGCAACUUUUUCCGCAUGGUUGUGGCCAACCCCGCGCUGACCCGGGCUGAUAUGGACUUCCUUCUCAACGAGCUGGAAAGGCUGGGCCAGGACCUCUGAGCUUCCGCCUCACUGCUGGCCUUGGCACCCACCUCCCCCUCGCUGUCUCUGUGCAUUCGCCUGUGCUCCCAAGGACAGAGUGACCUUAACAACAUUUGAGUGUGUUGACCCGCUAACUCUCCUAUGAAAUAUUUGCCAUUAGGAAAAUAUUUAAAUAAACUAACAGUAUAUCCAUAUGAUGGAAUGUUUCUCUGCCAUUAAAAUUAUACUUACAAACAAGAUUUUUAUUGAUAGGAAAAAAAUAAUGUGCUACUGGAAAAGCUGGAAACAAGACUUUGUGUAUAGUAAUAUCUGAGGGUGUUCGAACAUACAUAGGAGAAGAUGGAUAGAAUGAAAUAUGCCCAAUGUCAAUAAUUUUCCCUGGGAUGGGAUUAUAGGCAACUUAAAAUGAACAUUUCUAGGGAUGCCUGGGUGGCUCAGUGGUUGAGCGCCUGCCUUCAGCUCAGGGUGUAAUCCUGGGGUCCUGGGAUUGAGUCCCACAUUGGCUCCCUGCAAGGAGCUUGCUUCUCCCUCAGUGUGUGUUUCUGCUUCUAUUAUCUCUCGUGAAUAAUUAAAAAAAAAUCUUUAAAAAAUUAACAUUUCUAAACCUUUUGUGUUUCCCCCUUUUAUUAUGUAAUGAAUAUACAUUACUUUUAUAAUAGGGAAAUAAUAAAGUUAAAAUUUCGAUUAUA
Messenger RNA from Nyctereutes procyonoides (raccoon dog), 2463 nucleotides. It is a transcript of the gene CSAD, whose product is annotated as cysteine sulfinic acid decarboxylase. Gene Ontology annotation, biological process: carboxylic acid metabolic process. Gene Ontology annotation, molecular function: sulfinoalanine decarboxylase activity; pyridoxal phosphate binding. The transcript has 14 exons. The record is from RefSeq and is a predicted model, not a curated record. Lineage: Eukaryota; Metazoa; Chordata; Mammalia; Carnivora; Canidae. Gene Ontology annotation, cellular component: cytoplasm. The coding region runs from base 242 to 1792 and encodes 516 amino acids.